AGGAUAUUGGUAAUGACAAUCAUCACACUCUUAGUGAAAAGUUAUACCUGGGAAGGUGCAGCAACCGAUCUGACAUCUACAUUGUGGGAUAGAGGGGUAAAGAAAGGGUCUAUACUAUGGAUAGAUGCUCACUGCGAGGGAGAAAUCAAUUCUUUGUGUCACCUCACAGCAUAUUGGGAUGACAGGUUCGAGACGACCGAGGAGAAAACCCAUAUAAAGUACAAACUGAUAAACAAUUCAUUCUCAUGGGAAAACUUCUACAACCAAGCAGAUCAGUUUGUCUCUAUGUUGGAGCCAAGAGAUGUCAUUUCCAUCACAGCCUCCUGCAGCUUAAGCUUACCUAUAACUCCAAUAGCGCCGUUUAUCAAUACCAGUAGUAUGGCCGUUUUAUUUGUCUUCUACUUCGACAAAUACUACUACCACAACAAUUUUGAGUUGACAAUAUGGGGCGAUCCCAACUCCGCGAUCCCAACCCCUGCAGUGAUAAAUGAAAUACCAAUUGAAUUACCGGGUGGCGGUCAUGGAAUAAUGCCUCCACUGAUGGGUCCAGUUAUCACCGGCAAAUUGACAAUGGAUAUGCUCGGCGUGCCGAAACUCAAUAUAUCUAGGCCUAUUAUAAGGGAAAAGCAAAUCAUAAAGCACUGCGAGGUAAGAGAUAAUGACUGGAACGGUGCCGCAGAAAGAAUUAUCAGUGAGCUAGAAAACAAAGGGGCUAAGGCAGGACAAAUAAUUGCGAUAGACGCGCAUAAUAAUGCCGCUACUGGACAAGCGAUCUUCUCUGCGUGGUGGAACGAGUCACUCCCUAAUUUCGGAGACUUAAACGGAUAUAUGAUGAAGGAGGGAAUAAAUAAUUUGAACUCUUGGGAAGCACAGGCAAUCGAAGCAAGAGAUUUUAUUACAAACCUACAGAGUGUUGGAAAUGGAAAAACUAUAAAAGUCUUCUCAUUCACCUCUUGUAUUAACAAUUUCGUAUUGUCUUAUGGAGUGACAUAUACUUUCUACGCAAAAGAUGAGGUAGUAAAAGAUGGGUUUAUCCUGGAUGAAGAGAACAUCAAAAAAAAGGAACCAGUGAGAUGCAUGCAAAUACCAGCAUCAACUCACGAUAACCCAACUGAUGUGAUUACUGACUAUACGUUAACAUUGAGUGAAUCAUCUGAAAAGACAUCUACUUUCACGAGUACCUACGAGCGUACAUCUGGCUGGAAGUUGACUGCAGGGGCUAAUAUCACGCUUCCUGACAUUCCAGUGACCAUAUCUACAACCGCUGAGAAAAACCAAUCAGAAACAUGGAAAGAAAUGAAAGAAUUUUUUACCAAAGAGAGCAAUGCUCUUCAAACUACAACGAAAUUUAACAUUCCGGCACAAUCGAUCUUAGUUGUAAAAGUUAUUGAGGAAAUAAGCGAAUUUUCUGCCCCCUACAAAAUGACGAUGGUAUCAGGGAGGGUUUCCAGCGGAAUCUGGAUAACUAAGAAAAGAGCUGUAACCACAAGUAGUAAACCCUUCCCGUUGGAUACACCAGGUGACGUGAUCAAAAGAGAACUUGAUAACACGGACCUCUAUACUUAGCCGGACUUCGCAUGCUACGUGACGCAUAUAAUGGCGGUUGGGCGCUACUGCAAGCGCGAGAGGGGUCUGGUUAGAUCUGUACGUGAGAGCCUUGAUUUAUUCUGUGGAUCUCUUUCAGUGACUCCAGAUAUUACCUCUGAACACGUAAC
Messenger RNA from Bolinopsis microptera, 1715 nucleotides. RefSeq lists its product as uncharacterized. Bases 13 to 1566 code for a protein of 517 amino acids. The transcript has 2 exons. Lineage: Eukaryota; Metazoa; Ctenophora; Tentaculata; Lobata; Bolinopsidae. The record is from RefSeq and is a predicted model, not a curated record.